AUGAGACGGGCUAAAUCCAAUAUCGAAUCCAGAUCCCAAUCGGCGCCCGUUGAACCCCCAUGUUUUUCCUCCAGCGAAUUCGAGCGGCACACUGAAUUGGAAUCCCCUGAUUUGUCUUCCAGCGUCGACUCCAGCUCCGAUCCCUCCAACCAAGCCAUUGGAUCCCCUGUUUUUCCCGGCGCUGGGAAUGAUUACACCGUGGAAGGGAAGAAGACGACGGCGAGGGGUAAAAAGUGGACAGCAACAACAGAUGAAUGGGAAUGUAAAUCUAGUUUCGAUUUCAAUACUCUUGAUCCGUUUUUGAUGAGUGAGGAUUGGAAAGUCAAUGUGUGCAUGGACAUAUUGAAUGGUUGGAGAGAUGAUAAGCUUACCUCAGAUGAAUAUGUUCUCUAG
Messenger RNA from Oldenlandia corymbosa var. corymbosa, 393 nucleotides. The record is from the annotation of a GenBank genome assembly. NCBI's taxonomy places the organism in Eukaryota, Viridiplantae, Streptophyta, Magnoliopsida, Gentianales, Rubiaceae.